Molecule: messenger RNA, 1116 nt
Organism: Nylanderia fulva
Lineage: Eukaryota; Metazoa; Arthropoda; Insecta; Hymenoptera; Formicidae
Source: RefSeq, a predicted model, not a curated record
AUGCACAUUUCAAUUAUAGUUGGACAGGUUGUUGCAUCCACUUACGAAUUUUCUAUCAAAAUUUGCAAAUAUAAAUUUAAAAGUACCUAUAAUCUAUUAACAAAUAUAUGCUUCAAGGUAGGAAAAAUAAUUAAAUGUGACAAAAAUCUGCAAUGUAUUUUCGUAUGUAUACCGACCUACUUAGUUGGAUGUAUAUUUACGCUAAAAUUAUACACGUGUCAACUCAAUAACAAUAAAAUUAAACAUUUGACCAAUCAACUAUAUAGCGAUUGGAAAGAUUUGGAAAGCCCGGAAGAAUAUGAAAUUAUGAAAACGUAUGCAACAAGAGUGAGAGUGUUUACUUUGAUUUAUUCGGCAUAUUAUCUCAUAGGUUGUCCUAUGUUUGUAAUGUGUACUCUUAUACCGAAAGUAUUAGAUAUCGUGUUGCCUCUGAACGAAUCUCGACCUAUAAUCCUGCCUGCGGAAAUUCACUAUUUCGUUAGUGACGAAGAAUACUUUUAUUACAUUUUCAUUCUCAGUCUUAUAUGUUCAUUCUUUAUAGUAAAUGUGCUCGCGCAUGAUUGCCUUAUUAUGACUUGCAUUGAGCAUAUUUGCGGCAAUCUCGCUGUGGUUGGAUUUCGUAUGGAAAACUUGGCACAUAAUCCCAAUAGGCAAAAUAAUAGUGUAGAUAAUAUAUACAAACAAAAAAUAGCAUCAUCCGUUCGUUUACACUUACGAACUUUAGAAUUCGCGAAGUUUCUUGAAAGUACUUUCUCUGUAGCUUUAGUUGUACAAAUGUUCAUAAUUAUGGUCGCAAUGAGCAUUACCUUGCUGCAACUUGCAGUGCAAGUUGAACAACUUAUUGAAAUAAUGAGGAAUCUAGUACUUGUUGUUGCUCAAUUGAUUCACUUAUUCUGCUUCAGUAUGCAAGGACAAAAAUUGAUAGACCAUAGUCUAGAAAUACAGGAUAAGAUAUAUAACUGCUUCUGGUAUAAAAUACCAGUGAAAUCGCAAAGACUGCUUAUAGAUAUUAUGAGAAGAAGUUUGCAGCCAAGUGUUUUGAGCGCCGGAGGGUUUUAUAUUUUUUCACUGAAAAGCUAUAUGACGGUAAAAAAAUAUAUCCCGUUUUACAAAUAA